CAAAGACAAUUGUUUGUAUACAAUCGUGUACAUGACAUGUAGUCGUGUUGAGAGUUGGAGCUGGAAUAGGUGCUUUAUGUAGUCCUGUCUUUCUUCAUUUGGAUCAAGACGGUAGAGUUCAGUUUCAGGAGCAGCUGUGAAGUAGUUGGAAUUACCAGAGGUGGAACAGAAUUCGACUGAUUACGACGUUAUUGACCGGUCCUGCGUUGCCCUGCUUGAACUAUAAAUUAUAAUUAUGAAUGUCUAUGUGUAUUGAUAAAAAGCAGCUCGUGUACUUUCAGCUUUGAUUGCAAGACGCUAAGCACAUGCUGUAGGGAAGUUGACAAAGACCCUCGUAGUGUCACAAGCACAGUCGGCUGCAUUGCACAUCAUUUGCACACGACCACACUUUUCUUCUAGUGCAUUGCUGCCUCUAGCUAUGGCAUCGGAGGCCAAGCCAGUAUGCCUAGUACUGUCAUCGGACAAGUCUCUUCUCGAUGAGCUGCAGACCAGCAAGCUAUGCACCACCACCGUGGAGACCGAGGGGAUAUUAUCCAUGAUGUCGUUAGCGGAGAAUACCGAAAUGGCAGUGAUUGACGGCAGUGGCCGAGACGUGGCCAAUGUGACAGACCUGGUCCAGAACCUGCACAAGGCGAACAAGAAGAUGUUCAUUUGUGUGUACGGUGACAAGAUUGGGCGCAAUGCUGCAGCCCGCAUUGCUGUGGCGGAUAGCGGUGGAGCGAUGACAUCGUGGUCCAGCUCAGCCGUGCGGAAAGCGGCGGAUAUCAUACACGGCACGCUGCAGCCUAGCAAGAGAGCACAGGUGUACAAAUGUCCGUACUGCCAGAAAGGUGGCCUUGACGAGGAUGGCUUGUGGACCCAUUGUCCUAUGUAUCAUAUCAAUGAGCCAAAUCAAACUACUCUGUGUCCUAUAUGCCGGAUGCAACCAAGCCAGAACAUACAGGUGCACAUUCGUAACUUUCAUGGUCCUGUUGCGCGUGGCGAGCUGGACAACGAGUUCCACUCCGAUAUCUCGUUGUACUCCUUUGGCUUGGUCGUCUGUCAGCGUGAUGAUGGCAAGUUCCUGCUAGUGCAGGAGUUUACUAGUUGUGGAUUCUGGGUUCCUGGUGGCCGAUUAAACCCGGGUGAAGGCUUGAUAAGUGGUGCUAAGCGUGAGACUCUGGAAGAGGGAGGUGUGGAGAUCGAAAUCACCGGCCUUCUCAAAAUGGAGUUUCUCCCGCAUAGAUCUGAUAAGAAUCCAUUCGUCCGUCUUAGAGCUGUGUUUCUCGCAAAGCCAGCGCAUGCCAAUGUGGAAGAGAAAACUGUGCCUGAUUUCGAGAGUGCGGGUGCAGCGUGGGUCAGCCUCGCAGAAAUGAAGAGCGGGCUGCGGCUGAGGAGCCGAGAGCCGCUGUACUGGGCCGAAUACCUGGCAGCAGGAAAGCCCGUCUACUCCCUCGAUGUUCUGGAGACCGUGUAAUCAGUGGAACCCUCUGCUAGGUGUAGUGUUGUGCAAGGCACAGUGACGACCGACGUUGACCAUGCAGUGCUAAAAACUGUUAUUGUGAAGACCUUGGAUCAUACUGGAAAUCCAGAUGGCGAUGACCCUACUCUGAUGUGCCAGGCUUCCUUGGGAUGCACACAUGGGUGUUUAGAAUGUGCUCCUGUGUCUAUUCCCGUGUCCCAGUGACUUGCUCUGAAAACUACAGUGCUUCUUGUGCAGGGUUGCAGUGUGCAGGGUUGCAUUGGAUUGCGUACUGCAUGUGCCUGUACCGCUAUUAGAAAUAGAUCCUCUGAGAUAGGCACGGCUUGCUAGUUGUACUAUUGUGGUCCUGGUGACCAGUGCGCGUAGUAACUGUACAUGUACUGUGUACUGUGUACUGUGUACUGUGUACUGUGUACUGUGUACUGUGUACUGUGCACAUUGUGCAAAACCGAUGUACUCAUGCAUGUAGAAACUAGAAAGGCUCAUAUUUUUGUGAAUUUGCUACAUUGUCGCUGUAGGCGGGAUAGACUAGUUGUACCUUGUCCUCCUCUUUUCCUGUAACGACUCAGCGGACAUUUCUAGACGUGGACAUUGAGCAGCUUUAUCUUCCGAAUGAUUUUCUUGUUGACUUUUACCCACUGGAACUGUCACUGUUUUUGUUUUUUUUGUAACACCAAAUCAGUCACUUUCAUUUCCCAAAAGCAACACCAUUGUCAGUGUGUGUUUGUUGUGUCUUCAUGUGCUACACGUACUAUCCUAUCACUGACGAAUGAAUUCUCAUCAUCGCUGACCUCAUCCUUGUUUUUAUUAUUUUCUAUUUCAACAGCAAUAUCCCGGCCGCUGCUAUUUUCGAUCUACUUUUUUAUCCUAGACAACUUAGACGACCAUUAGUCAAUUUGAACCGAGCUUAGCAAAGCAUCACUGUGUUGUUUCUCAGUCUCGUUUUUGAAUCAGAUUGGGUCAGUGGCGAUUGA
Molecule: messenger RNA, 2436 nt
Organism: Sycon ciliatum
Lineage: Eukaryota; Metazoa; Porifera; Calcarea; Leucosolenida; Sycettidae
Exons: 5
Coding region: 419-1456 (345 amino acids)
Biological process (GO): AMP biosynthetic process; ATP biosynthetic process
Molecular function (GO): bis(5'-nucleosyl)-tetraphosphatase (asymmetrical) activity
Source: RefSeq, a predicted model, not a curated record